Vespa mandarinia (Asian giant hornet) is the source of this 376-nucleotide messenger RNA. RefSeq names its product zinc finger TRAF-type-containing protein 1 homolog. Gene Ontology annotation, molecular function: zinc ion binding. NCBI's taxonomy places the organism in Eukaryota, Metazoa, Arthropoda, Insecta, Hymenoptera, Vespidae. The record is from RefSeq and is a predicted model, not a curated record. Gene Ontology annotation, cellular component: nucleus.
UAGCGGAGUAUUGGGACAAGUCCGUCACAGUCUGCUGACAGAGCUCGUACCACGCUCGUCAAGAGGAAAAAUCAAAACAAUGAACAUGGCGGAGCCGAGCAACGAGGCUGCCUCCUCGAGCAGCGUUUCAGAGCAGGCCGCGUCGGUUGCACCGAUGCGAGACGAGCUUGAAAAGGUCGAGGAUUUCCUCGAGCCCGACAAGAAGCGUCGUAAGCAGGUGCGCGGCGAUGGGAAAACCGAGCAGAAGUUGGAGCACCGAUUGGGCGGCAUCCUCUGCUGCGCAGUUUGUCUUGAUCUGCCCAGGGCGGCCGUCUAUCAGGUUGUAAAACAUCAAAAUCAUGGUAAUAUACAUGACUGUAGUCUUAUUUUAUUUUGA